This is a messenger RNA of Mucor mucedo, 729 nucleotides long. Its product is annotated as Alpha/Beta hydrolase protein. Gene Ontology annotation, molecular function: hydrolase activity, hydrolyzing O-glycosyl compounds. The coding region runs from base 11 to 724 and encodes 237 amino acids. The transcript has a single exon. The record is from RefSeq and is a predicted model, not a curated record. Lineage: Eukaryota; Fungi; Mucoromycota; Mucoromycetes; Mucorales; Mucoraceae.
UAUUGAAGUGAUGAUACCUAAAAGUAUAAUAAGUAGAUUCAAAAAUAAAUUAACGUUUGCUUACAAACCAGCAGCGAUAACGAACAAGAAUGUGACACUUUGUUUUAUACCUGGUUUUCGGUCAGAUUUUGAGAGCUCUAAAAAGUCAAGCUUAGUGUAUGAGUAUGCACAGGAACACGGUUUAGGGUUUCUUGCGUGGAAUCAUGGCGAAACGGGAUCGGUGGUUGAUUGGUGUCGGGAUGGGUUAGAAUUGGUUCAGUCUUGUCAAUUAAAGGAUCACUAUUACAUUGGGGCCAGCAUGGGGUUAUGGAUCUCUCUAGUGUUGGCAGAAAAGACGUCGCCUAAAGGAAUUCUGGGUAUUGGAGGAGGAGUUGAUUUUACAGAACGGUGGCUGAAAGAAGUAAAUGUGUUUGAUCGGAAUUAUAUUUGGAGAAGACCAAGUGCAUAUGAUGUCAAGGGCUAUUAUGAAAUUCCUGUUUCAUUUCUAAUUGAUUCUAGACCUGCAUUAAUCAAUAAGGUCAAAUUAGUAGAUUGUCCAGUGUAUUUGAUACAUGGCAGUCUAGACACUGAUGUAACCAUUGAACAUGCUAGAGAACUAAGUCACUAUUUAUCAUCAUUCGUAGCAACAGUCAGUUUGGAUGAAAUAUCUGACGGAGAUCACAGAUUGUCAAGAUCACAAGACCUUGAAUCUAUCCGUCACAAAAUAAAACUCAUGAUGGACUAACUUUA